Molecule: messenger RNA, 880 nt
Organism: Chinchilla lanigera (long-tailed chinchilla)
Lineage: Eukaryota; Metazoa; Chordata; Mammalia; Rodentia; Chinchillidae
Gene: Rpl21
Product: ribosomal protein L21
Biological process (GO): translation
Cellular component (GO): ribosome; cytosolic large ribosomal subunit
Molecular function (GO): structural constituent of ribosome
Source: RefSeq, marked provisional
CCUUUCGGCCGGAACCGCCAUCUUCCAGUAAUUUGCCAAGAUGACGAACACAAAGGGAAAGCGGAGGGGAACCAGGUAUAUGUUCUCCAGGCCUUUCAGAAAACAUGGAGUUGUUCCUUUGGCCACUUAUAUGCGAAUCUACAAAAAGGGUGAUAUUGUAGACAUCAAGGGAAUGGGUACUGUGCAAAAAGGAAUGCCACACAAGUGUUACCAUGGCAAAACAGGAAGAGUCUACAAUGUUACCCAGCAUGCUGUUGGCAUUGUUGUAAACAAGCAAGUGAAGGGCAAGAUUCUUGCCAAGAGGAUUAAUGUGCGUAUUGAGCAUAUUAAGCACUCAAAGAGUCGAGAUAGCUUCCUGAAACGUGUCAAGGAAAAUGAUCAGAAAAAGAAGGAAGCCAAAGAGAAAGGAACCUGGGUUCAGCUGAAGCGCCAGCCUGCCCCGCCCAGAGAAGCACACUUCGUGAGAACCAAUGGGAAGGAACCUGAGUUGUUGGAACCUAUUCCCUAUGAAUUCAUGGCAUAAGCUGGGGAUGGAGCUGUGCCUUUCAGCGCCUAAUUCCCCCUCGGUAUUCUAGGCCCCACUUAAACGGAAAAAACGCAUCCUGUGUUGUAAGGAUGGUUUUCUUAAUUAAACAGGUGUUUGAUGCAUUUCCCUCAGAAACAAGUAUCUGGAGCAGAUUUUCAUGGCAUCUAGUUAAUUGUGUCAGGUCUUUACUCUUCAGUGUUCUUCUUGCAGAAGGAUACUGCUGAGGUAUUGUGUAGCAGUAUAGCUAGAUGACCACAUAUUUAUGAAAUAUUUAUAUUGGCUUGAAGAUCCUGUAAAUCACCAUGGUGAAAAAAUGUAACAAAAUAAAUGGAAGUCACUGCAGUUAAAUAAAUG